Messenger RNA from Astrephomene gubernaculifera, 1332 nucleotides. The record is from the annotation of a GenBank genome assembly. Lineage: Eukaryota; Viridiplantae; Chlorophyta; Chlorophyceae; Chlamydomonadales; Astrephomenaceae.
UGUUGAGCUAUUUGUCGCCUUGUGAGCAUCAUUUUACUUCGCGACAACAAAAGGCGAUUUCCUUGCAAGCUUAGCUUCUCAAGGUGCACGGGCUACCAGCUUCAACUUCAAGACGAGAAAUACUGCAAGCUUAAGAAUAGGAAUGAAGCAGAAAGCGCUCAUAAUUGGGUUGCUUCUGGCCUUUGCAACAUGUUGCGCAGCAGGAGUUGAGGUUGAGCGUAAGGGCUCUAAGAACGGCAAGUCUCCCAAGGUCGCGGAGCCCCCCAAGCCGCCCAAGAGUCCUGAGCACCCGGAGGAGGCUGACGACGAUGAUGAGAGGCCCCGCCCGCCCACGUACCUGCUGCCUCCCCGCCCUAAGGAGAGCCCCAAGCCGCAGGAGAAGGGCGAGAAGAAGGGCCGCAAACUGAGCGAGGGCAAGGGCCCUAAGAACGGCGGCAAGUCUCCCAAGGUCGCGGAGCCCCCCAAGCCGCCCAAGAGUCCUGAGCACCACGAGGAGGAUGACGACGAUGAUGAGAGGCCCCGCCCACCCACGUACCUGCUGCCUCCCCGCCCCAAGGAGAGCCCCAAGCCGCAGGAGAAGGGCGAGAAGAAGGGCCGCAAACUGAUGAACGCCUAGGUAGAGUCAACGCUAAGGAGCCUAACGUUAUGAGCCAUGAACGUAACCGGAGUGUUACAAGAAGCGGGAGAAAUCCCGACUGAUCGUUCCGUACGUACGUCGAUACAUUUACCGUAGGGCUGCUGUGGCCGUUAUGUUUCACCAACCUGACUCCUUGUCGGGUCCUGUUGGGCGUGCGGUGGCUUACAUAUUCUUACAUGCUUGCAUGUCAGCAGUGCGACGGUUUAAUAAUCGUUAAUGGUUGUUACGUAAAUAACCUGUCCAUAAAUUCGACUGAAACCAGGUUUUAGUGUAUGUGCGAUCCCGGAUGGCGUGCGGAAUAGUGGCAGGAAUAGUGAGUAGACAGGCCCAGACUGUAUCCGAUAUGCAUGGUGCGCGCAGUGCUGCAUUUGCGUUUGGCACGCAUACGUGAGUGAAUGGCAAUUAUUUGUCGAAGCAUGUUAUCGGUUUCAGCAUAUAGGCGUUAAAUAGGUUCAAUAUUUCCUGCACGGGUUGCUUAUUGUUGGACGUACGACUGUCCCGCUGUGCAGUCUUCAUCACAGCGCCCUUGUUGCCCGUUGCGAUCCUAGUUAGGCAGCCUUGCAGUGCUAGGCCGUGAACCUUUUUUCUCCCAGCCGGGCCACCGCAAGAUGUUCCUCGGCGGUGUGGCGUUUCGUAGCUCAGCAGCUACCAGGACCCGAAGGCGCCUGUGGCACCGUGCUUGCCAACAUUGUAAC